Messenger RNA from Scylla paramamosain (green mud crab), 535 nucleotides. RefSeq lists its product as uncharacterized. Gene Ontology annotation, cellular component: extracellular matrix. Lineage: Eukaryota; Metazoa; Arthropoda; Malacostraca; Decapoda; Portunidae. The transcript has 4 exons. The coding region runs from base 19 to 393 and encodes 124 amino acids. The record is from RefSeq and is a predicted model, not a curated record.
CGGACACUCCAAGCGACAAUGUACUCCAAGGUGGCGGUGGUGGUGGUGCUGGCGGUGGUGGCGGUGGUGAACGCGGAACCAGAACCAGAACCAGGCAAUUAUCAACCAGUGUACCAGUCGCACAAGCACCCGUACAACUACAACUACCACGUGAACAGUCACUACGGCGCGAACUUCGGCCAGCACGAGCAAGGAGACGGGAAGAAUGUAUACGGCGGCUACCAUGUUGACCUGCCCGACGGCCGCCGCCAGACGGUGAGGUACGUCGCUGACCACUACGGGGGCUACGUGGCACAGGUGAGCUACUACGGCAAGGCCCACCACCCCAAGCACUACGGCAACCCUCAGACCUUCUUCAAGCACCACGGAUACGGCCACGGGGGAUACCACUAAGGAAUACUCUUCUGUAGGACUCCGACUGAAAAAUCCUACACAGAAGUCCUAAAAAUUUUCCGAUAUGUAGAUUAUUUAAGGAUGCCACAAGAUACCUAACCUGACCUGACCCAACGAAGCUUGAACUAAACACUCUAUAGGA